Messenger RNA from Etheostoma cragini (Arkansas darter), 2014 nucleotides. Its product is annotated as ly6/PLAUR domain-containing protein 1-like. NCBI's taxonomy places the organism in Eukaryota, Metazoa, Chordata, Actinopteri, Perciformes, Percidae. The transcript is spliced from 3 exons. Gene Ontology annotation, biological process: acetylcholine receptor signaling pathway. Gene Ontology annotation, molecular function: acetylcholine receptor inhibitor activity. The coding region runs from base 1 to 513 and encodes 170 amino acids. The record is from RefSeq and is a predicted model, not a curated record.
AUGAGAGGCGGGGGUUCGCCGGGGCUGAGGCGGAGGCGCGGGCACACCGCGGCGGCUGGCAGCCCGGGAGCAGGACCACGAGAGGCGGGGGUUCGCCGGGUCUGGGGCGCAGACACACGGCGGCGGACAGCCUGGCAUGGGCUGGCUCUGCAGAUCCAGUGCUACCAGUGUGAGGAGAUGACCCACGACUGCUCCACGCCAGACUUCAUCGUUAACUGCACGGUGAACGUGCAGGACAUGUGCCAGAAGGAGGUCCUGGUCAAGGACGAUGGGAUACACUACCGCAAGUCCUGCGCCUCAUCAGGAGCCUGUCUCAUCGCGUCUUCUGGUUACCAGCAGUUCUGCACCGGCAAGCUCAACUCUGUUUGCAUCACGUGCUGUAACACGCCGCUGUGUAACGGACCGCGGCAGAAGAAACGUCCCCAACCGUCAGCCGCCAUUGCCCCGACCACGUCCCAGCUCCUUGUGUUUUCUCUCUACAUCCUCCUCCUACUCUCCUCCACCCUGUGCUGACACACCUUCACACGUAAAGUACAGCUGUGUAUCAAGAGUGGAGACAACCCAAACUGGAAGUGACACAGAGAAGAAAACAUACUGUUAAAUGUAUGUUCUUUGAGGCGUGUCGUACAGUAUUUGUUGUCUUUUUGUUGCAGCUUGCCUACAAAGGUCAAAUUGGGACAUUUUAUCAUCAUGUGCCACAAAUAUAAUCAUGGUGCAGCUGCAAGGGCAGCUGGGUAGAGUGAGGUGGAGGACAGUGCGGUGGAUGGAGCAGCUUCAGGCUGUUUUGUUGGGCAGCGGAUGGCUCAUUUACAUCUGUCUUUGUUUACUUACACCCACAAGGUUAAAAACAACAUAUUGCAAGAAAGAUAGCAAGUUGGGAUUCAUCAUUCAUUUUCUGAGCCUUAGGAAAAGCUCUCACGAAUACGUAUCUGAUUUAUGAUGAUGAUGUAUCCUAAAUCCAUACGUUCCCUGGAACUAUUGCCAAUGUUGCUGUAUUGACGAACUGAAAAAGACAAUGCAUGAUAUGUAUGACAAUGAUACUGUUGUUUGAUUCUGGAAAGACAAAUACAGUCAGGAAAAAAAGGUGUUGAAUGAAGACAAAACAUAUGCUAGUGAUUAUAUUAAAGACACAUAUACAGCUCUUAACCCCCUCACAGAUUGGUCUUAUCAGUGGAGGCCAUAUUAAGUUUUUUAUCCUGGAACUUACCUCCACUGUAACCACCAUUGCUUUCACAUAAUGUACAUAAAGCAAGCAUGUUGAAAUACACAAACCUUUUUCACACUACUUACCACAUACUCACUGCGUCUGGAUAGAGCAGUGAGUAUUGUUGUGGAGCAGCAGUAGUGCAGUGAGCGUGUGGUACGAUGCAUCUAGACAUCCACCCUAAAUCCUGAUGGAGUCAGAACAACAUUUUAGAAAGAGCUUUGAAGUAAUCCUUUAAGAAAUGGUAGUUCCCUCCGAUUGGGGAAUAUCUCGUAUGGUAAGGCUGUCGCAUGACAACAGAGAUUAUAUCAAAGUCAAAUAUAUUAUAAGAAGACGUAAUGUGAUCUGCUAUUAAAGAAGUUGGUAAUAUCAAUCAAAAUGUAAUAUUCAGUUGCUUUGCAGUGGUCGGGUGGAGGUGCCCUGUGGAGUUUGGCAUGUGUGUGUCCUCGAGGUCUAACAAACAUUUGGAGAUUUUUGAGACCUACUUUGCUAAUAUCUAUAUCUAUACCAGCGAACUGUCCUCUUCUGUCCCAUCUUUGGUAACGCAGUGCUAAGUUGGUGGCUUUAGUGCCUCCAGCUGGCAGGGAGUGGAACAGCAUGAAGCAUGAAGCCGCAGGACAUCACGUAGCUCGCAUGUCAUGGAUGCACAGUAUCAACUCUUGUGUUGUCUUCCCUUUUUUCCCCUUAUCUCAAUGUUUUUGUUGGGUUUUUUAUGAAGUUUUUGCAAUUUUGGUAUUUUUUUUUCAUGGAUUUUGCCGCUUUUUCCAACAUUUUUCCCCUGUAUUUUAACUUCCUUUAUUUAGUAUAUGA